Messenger RNA from Boleophthalmus pectinirostris (great blue-spotted mudskipper), 1377 nucleotides. RefSeq lists its product as uncharacterized. The transcript is spliced from 3 exons. NCBI's taxonomy places the organism in Eukaryota, Metazoa, Chordata, Actinopteri, Gobiiformes, Gobiidae. The coding region runs from base 1 to 1377 and encodes 458 amino acids. The record is from RefSeq and is a predicted model, not a curated record.
AUGCCCAAAAGUGACACAUGGCCGGGAGGCACUGGACUGGAGGCCAUGCCCGGCACCGACAGCUCCGGCAGCUGUGACAGUGUCCUGAGCACCAAUUCAGGUUUUAGUGAUGACAGCCUGGAGUACCUCUCUGCUGAGGAGAAGGCCUGUCUCAUGUUUUUGGAAGAGACCAUUGACUCACUGGACACAGAGGACGACAGUGGACUCUCGAAUGAAGAGACUGAGCAAAAACCUCGUCCUAGAACUGUGGCAAGCAAACAGGCAGAACUGACCUCCCAUUUCAACCAAAGCCUAACCAAAAGUGAGGAGAGAGAAAUCAGCACACAUUCUGUCAAACCAAAUGUUGACAAAAAUCUACCAAGCUACCUUGUUCCUACACCCUUUGUCAUUGCAAACAGUACUCAGUCAUCUACAGCUAAACCAAGUGUUGCUCCAAAAAAGAACAAAGCCUCAAAUCUUUUAUGCAACGUUUCUGAUAAAGAAAUUAAUCCUAAAAUCCCCCAGAGUACAGCACCUCCCCCAGUCCCAUUAGAAGUCAAUGUAAUAAUUCCUCCUAAAAUACAGCAGCACUCUGGCAAAGCAGUGGACAGUUCUUUACAAAGAGGCCCUCUGUCCUAUGAUGCGCUGGUUUACUUGAGGAAAAAUGCAGCGGAAAAGAAAACACCACUAUGUCCUUCAGUGGAUCAUACUAUAGAGUCUGUUAACCAGGAUACCACUACUGGAUCUGUUCAGAGUAACAUAUCUAGAUUUGACAGAUUUCACCCUGAAUUCUCCCAGUCUAGGACCAUUCCCCCAGCAGUGCCUCUCAAACCAAAAAAGUCGACAGAUAUCUCCAAGACAAAACCUCAAACUGCUUUAGGUUCAAGUCAUUCAUUCAGUGUCAAGCGCACGCCAAAUCCGGAAAUUGUGCGACAGGAAGCUUUGCAGAAACUGGGCCUCAUCAAAGAGUCGAAUGAAGCAUCAUUGCCUACAUCAACACCAAAAGUUCAAGAUGGUCCGGACUCAGCGACUAGCGAAUUUGUCACAUCUCCAGCUAAAAACAACUCAAUGAGGAGCCCGUCAUUUUGUGUCACUCGUUUACCAUCAGAGCCCAAGAGCAAGGGUCUACAGAGCAGUGCCAGCUUCCAUAACUCAUCCCGACCUGACCAGGCCUCUGGAACACAUAAUCAAACCAAUAGACUGAAAAAUGGUCCACAAAACAACUACAGGAAUGAACCACACCAUCUUGUCCCAUCUGAGCCAGCAAAAGGACUUAAUGCUGCCCAGUCUGCAGCUCCUAAAACCCCCAGCGCAGUGGGCUACACUGUCAUGGUGGUCCCCGGGAUGGGUGCAGACAGGAGGGAGGCACUGAGGAAACUGGGGCUGCUCAAAGACUGA